GGCGCUCAUUGGUCGACAGGGGUUUGUUUUGCAGUCUUUACACUUCCUCCUCUGCUGUGUUUUCAUAACAAACUCGAUAUUUCUCCCGCCGUGGUAGUUGUACACUUAUCUUGUCAGCUUGCCAGCAUUGUUGGAUUCCCGCUCCUGUUUUAACCAAAAGGACGAGAAGGAUCUUUGAAAGCUGGUUCAGAUUUAAAGAAGAGAAAACGGUUAAACAGGCUUCGCUGCAAAAAAAUAGGCAGUCGGUGUUGUCGUUAUUGUCCGAGCCGUCAGCGCGUGGUCGGCUGUUGGACUGAGUUGACCUGUCCACUAGACACGCUGGUUCUCUGUGUAGACUGUGAAGCGCUUCGGUGAUAUCAGACAUGGUGAAGCUGACAAAGGCCAAAACAUUCCAGGCUUACCUGGACUCCUGCCACCGUCGUUACAGCUGUGUGCACUGCCGCGCUCAUCUGGCCAACCAUGACGAUCUUAUCUCCAAGUCUUUCCAAGGCAGCCAGGGUCGAGCUUACCUCUUCAACUCUGUAGUGAACGUGGGCUGUGGUCCUGCGGAGGAGAGGCUGCUGCUCACAGGACUUCAUGCAGUGGCUGACAUCUACUGUGAAAACUGUCACACCACACUGGGUUGGAAAUAUGAACAGGCUUUUGAGCUGAGCCAGAAGUACAAGGAGGGGAAGUACAUCAUCGAGCUGUCCCACAUGAUAAAGGACAACGGGUGGGACUGAGGGGAAAUUGUCAUCUUUUCUCAUGACUUUUUCAAAAGUUGCAUCCCCUUGACUUAAAAGGGUUCCAGUGUAGCUUCAUCAGCCCACAUUCAAGCCAUUGCUGUACCACGCUUUCACUUCGUACGGCUUUGCCAAGAAUAGCAUGAUGCCUUAUCUUUCUCUGUUCUUCAUGUUUUUCCAGCAACCACAACAUCACAUUUGCUGAUACUGCUAUUCCAUUUGCUAGUUGUGCUGGGACAUGGACUGAAUGAGUGAAGGGUUUGUGUGAAAGACUGGGAGAUUUAGUCACACGUGCGUGUGUGCAUGUUGGGUUUUUUUUAAGCAUGUUUGAGUGAUGAAAGCCUCGGCAACCACUAAACAGUCUCUGUGUUGUGCUGAAGUGCAAGUCACUUAAUUUGACUUCUAAGACAGUGGAAGCUGGUAUUUGGCCUUUUCUUUUGAGUUUAAGGUUCACAUUUAUACUAUCUGGCCCAAACGCUGAAGUGUUUAGACUUGUUUAACCAACACAUCAUUUACAAGUGAUGCAAGGAUGUAAUGCUUAGAGCAGUGGGCGGGUUUUUUUGUUUUUUUGUUUUAAUUUUUUGUAAGUGAAAUUCCUGUUUUUUAUGGUGCAAUCAGUAAUACUCGUUCAUAUCGUGCCAAGGGCAGUCAGGGUGGUGAGUUAGCCACACAAGAGUAUCCUGAAAGAAUUCUUAGAUGUGGAGUUAGAGUAUUGUCUGAUUGUAAGUAUACAUUUUAGUGUGUGCGUGCGUGUGUGUGCAUACUGAGAUGUCUUAAGAUGAACAGUGUUGGAAAUUAAUUUGGGGUUUGACCUCUCUAGUUUCCACUGCACAGUUGGGAUGUCUUUACUUUUACUUAGUGCUGAUGAGAUUUAACCUUUGUGUUUGUGUAUGGCCUAACACUGAGCUGCCCUUACAGAUAUGUUUAAUCAUGUUAGAGCAACAUGUGUUUAGGAUUAUGUAGCAUAUUUAUGGUGAUUUUUAAUGUUUUGCUUCUUUCAUUAAACUGUAUCAUUUGAACCUGAACUUUCAUUAAAAUACAGUGUGUAUGUAACAUGCUUAA
Monopterus albus (swamp eel) is the source of this 1784-nucleotide messenger RNA. It is a transcript of the gene ypel3, whose product is annotated as yippee-like 3. Lineage: Eukaryota; Metazoa; Chordata; Actinopteri; Synbranchiformes; Synbranchidae. The record is from RefSeq and is a predicted model, not a curated record. The coding region runs from base 363 to 722 and encodes 119 amino acids. The transcript is spliced from 5 exons.